ACUACAGCUAAGACCACAGCUAAGACCACGGCUAAAACUACAGCUAAGACCACAGCUAAGACCACAGCUAAGACCACAGCUAAAACCACGGCUAAAACCACAGCUAAGACUACAGUAAAGACAACAGCUAAGACAACAGCUAAGACCACUGCUAAAACAACGGCUAAAACAACGGCUAAAACCACAGUUAAAACCACGGCUAAGACCACAGCCAAGACCACGGCUAAAACCACUGCUAAAACCACGGCUAAGACUACAGUAAAGACCACAGCUAAGACCACAGCUAAAACUACAGCCAAAACCACAGCCAAAACCACAGCUAAGACCACAGCCAAGACCACGGCCAAGACUACAGCUAAGACCACAGCUAAGACCACGGCUAAAACUACAGCUAAGACCACAGCUAAGACCACAGCCAAGACCACUGCCAAAACCACAGCUAAGACCACAGCUAAAACCACGGCUAAAACCACGGCUAAAACUACAGCUAAGACCACAGCUAAAACCACAGCCAAGACCACUGCUAAAACCACAGCUAAGACCACGGUCAAGACAACAGCCAAAACCACAGCUAAGACCACGGCCAAGACCACAGCUAAAACAACAGCUAAAACAACAGCUAAAACCACAGCUAAGACCACG
This is a messenger RNA of Scutellospora calospora, 642 nucleotides long. NCBI's taxonomy places the organism in Eukaryota, Fungi, Glomeromycota, Glomeromycetes, Diversisporales, Gigasporaceae. The record is from the annotation of a GenBank genome assembly.